Molecule: messenger RNA, 717 nt
Organism: Fusarium musae
Lineage: Eukaryota; Fungi; Ascomycota; Sordariomycetes; Hypocreales; Nectriaceae
Exons: 3
Coding region: 1-717 (238 amino acids)
Source: RefSeq, a predicted model, not a curated record
AUGCUAUCAUCGAAGCAACAACUGGCAGCCGUGCUGCUGAUGGCCGGGCGCGCGCUGGGACUGAACUUUACAAUUUCUAAUGGCCAGAUCUUUACACCUGGUUUCGUGGUGCUGGAUGCCCCUCAACCGAACACGCCGCUUGGAGGAGACGUGACCGCUAACGGCAAGCUGCCGUUGCCACCGUAUGACGAAGAUGACGAUAACCAGAUCUUCAGUGUCGAAAUGUUCCUCUACAGUUACAUGACAGGUCGCAACUUGACCAUCUCCAAUGGAACGGCGACCGCUAAUAAUGCAAGUCUCGGGGAGAUCAUGGCCCAAGAACCAGGCAGCACGGUCAAGCAUAUCAACUGGGUGUGGCCUGACUGUCUUGUUGGCGAUGGAAAACCUGAAGGAGAUAGUGACCGUGGUGUUUACAACAUUUCCAUCCGACAAAACUUUAGGCUCAACGGCGAUAACCACUACACCAUCUUCGAUGUUCCAAUCAAUGUCACCAACUCGAUUCCUGAGGAUGGUGAUCGGCCGUCUUGCACUGAGCUAUCGAAUGAUAUACUCUCGCCCGAAGAAAUCGACGCAGAGGCAGCUAAUGAAGUGGGCGUUUUGUUUGCGCCAGGGGACUCGACCGAGCUUGAAGCCAGCGGUGAGGAUUCGAAGGGAUCUGUCCUAGAUUCGAAGGUGGCGGUAUAUGCUGGAUUGGUGGGUUUGUUCGUGGCGAUUUAA